Messenger RNA from Magnolia sinica, 686 nucleotides. RefSeq names its product large ribosomal subunit protein eL28y-like. The coding region runs from base 57 to 506 and encodes 149 amino acids. Gene Ontology annotation, cellular component: cytosolic large ribosomal subunit; ribosome. Gene Ontology annotation, biological process: translation. NCBI's taxonomy places the organism in Eukaryota, Viridiplantae, Streptophyta, Magnoliopsida, Magnoliales, Magnoliaceae. The record is from RefSeq and is a predicted model, not a curated record. Gene Ontology annotation, molecular function: structural constituent of ribosome. The transcript has 4 exons.
CCUUUCAACCCUGAGAAGAGAGGGAGGAAGGAUUCCUCCUCUUUCCUUACGAUAAAAUGGCUUCUAUUCCUGGGGAUCUGAUUUGGGAGAUCGUGAAGAAAAACAACUCCUUUCUUGUGAAGCAAUUUGGGAACAGUACUGCCAUGGUGCAGUUUAGCAAGGAAAGAAACAAUCUCUACAAUGUUAACUCCUUCAAGUACUCGGGUCUGGCAAACAAGAAGACAGUGUUGAUUCAGCCAGCAGGGAAAGAUCUUUCUGUUGUGCUUGCAACGACGAAGACAAAGAAGCAAAACCGUCCUGCAAAUCUGUACCAUAGGUCAGUCAUGAAGAAGGAAUUCCGACAGAUGGCAAAGGCUGUUGUUAACCAGGUAUCAGACAACUACUAUCGGCCUGAUCUGAAAAACUCAUCUCUAGCUAGGCUGAGUGCUGUGCGCAGAAGCCUUCAGGUUGCCAAGUCUGGAGUCAAGAAGAGGAACAGGCAGGCUGUUAAAGCUCCUAGGAAGUGAGUGAUAUUUUUGUCGCCGCUGUUUUUUUGACCCUUUUUUAUCCUUUGGGAAGUAUACUGCUUGAAGCAAAUGAGAUCAGACAUGCAUUUUUUUUCUUCUGUUGCUCAACUGCUAAGCGCAAGAUGUUUCUUCUGAUUUUUUGCCCACUAUAAACCAUUUAUUCCUGGUAUUACUGCUUUA